AUGGCAUCCCAACUCAAAAAUCUUCUGUUUGUCUCGGCUACUUCUCCUCUCCUGCUGUUGCUGCUAUGCAUGGCCAGUGCAAUCAGCCCUGAAGGAGAAGCGCUCCUCCGAUGGAAAUCCACUUUGCUCAACUCCACCUCUCUGUCCUCAUGGUCGCAUGCCAAUCCGACCUGCUAUUGGCACGGCGUCACCUGUGAUGCAGCCGGUCAUGUUACUCUGCUCCGUCUUCCUGCAUGCGACCUCAAAGGUACACUAGAUGCCUUAUACUCUCCUGCAUUCCAGAACCUCACAGGGAUUGAUCUCUACUACAAUAACAUUUUCGGUGUCAUCCCGGUAAAUAUCUCUUUGUUUCUCACCCUCACAAGUCUGGAUUUGAGCUGGAAUAAUCUUGUUGGUGACAUCCCCUACCAGCUCAGCAAUCUCCCAAAGAUUGCUGAGUUAGAUUUGGGAAAUAACCACUUGACCAACCCAGACCAUACCAAGUUCUCGCCUAUGCCCACUUUGUCGCUAUUAUCUCUAAAUAGCAACAACCUACAUGGCACCUUUCCACAGUUCAUCCUCAACCGUACCAACGUUUGGAUGAAUAAAAUGCAAACGUUUCAAGUGGGGAACAACCACCAUCUCAGCGGCAGCAUCCCAUUGGAGUGGUUCUCAAACUGGACCUUGCUCCGUACUUUUGAUGUGGCAAACAACGACUUGGUCGGGAGCAUCCCACCGGAGAUCACUAGGUGGGAGGUAAUAGACACACUGGUCCUCCGAGGCAACUGCCUCAUCGGAAAGGUCCGUGCAGAGCUAGGAUAUCUCCCCAACCUUUAUGCACUGGACCUAUCCAGUAAUAACCUUACUGGUACAAUACCAUUGGAGUUUGGUAAUUUGUCUUAUUUACAAAUCCUUGACCUCAGCAACAACCUCUUGGAGGGAGAGAUUCCAGGAAUCUUGUCCCUCCUUCCUCUCACUGAUAUACUCCUGUCUGGAAACAAGUUCACGGGCAUCGCCGACAAUAAUUUUUGUGAGCUACCUAAUCUAAAACUAUUGGACUUGUCGAAGAAUCUCAUAUCUGGAGCGGUCCCUGGUUGUUUUUGGAACAUACCUUCUGUUACAUACAUGGAUUUGUCAAGCAAUGCCUUUGCUGAAGAAGUUACAGCCUCGGCGGUUGACUUUUCUCAACUAGAUUCAGUAGAUCUAUCAAACAACAACUUGACAGGCUGCUUUCCAUCUGUUCUGAAGAACUUAGAACUCCUGGAAUUUUUGGAUCUUGGAGGCAAUAUGUUUUCAGGCAAAAUUCCUUCAUGGAUAGGAGCUAGCCUCUCUAUGCUAAGAAUUCUCCGGCUGUGGUCAAAUAUGUUUCAUGGAAGUAUUCCUUGCGAGGUAUCACAACUCUCUGAUCUCCAGUUGCUUGACCUUGCUGACAACAAUCUUACAGGUCACAUACCUGUAAGUUUUGCUAACUUUAAUUACACAAUCAUGACAAAGCCAGAACUGGAACAUAACAGCGGGCCCAUGGUGAUGGUUGACAGCUUUCUGCCUCACUACAGUGACCAGGUUGACAUAAUCUGGAAGGGGCGUGAUUAUAAUUACAGUAGAAAAAUUAUGCUUAUGACUGGUAUUGAUCUAUCAAGCAACUACCUUUCUGGUGAGAUCCCUGCAGAAUUGUUGAAUCUUGGAGCCAUUCGGUUCCUGAACCUGUCAAGAAAUAAUUUAUCUGGUGCUAUCCCAAGUAACAUUGGUAAUUUAAAAGAUGUGGAGUCUCUUGACCUCUCAUGGAACAAGCUCUCAGGUCCUAUUCCUCCAAGCAUAUCACACCUGAUGUUCCUCAGCUCUCUUAAUCUCUCCAACAACCUUCUUCAAGGAGAGAUACCUUCAGGAAAUCAGCUACAAACACUGGAUGACCCCUCCAUCUAUAGCAACAACCUGGGACUAUGUGGUGUCCCCCUGAGCAUUCCAUGUAAAAAUGGUUCGAGUUCUACAACAGCACUGGAUGGGGCAAAGGAAGGCCACCAUCAACUUGAAACCCUGUGGCUGUACUACUCAGUGAUUGCUGGAACUGUCUUUGGUUUCUGGAUAUGGUUUGGAACAUUGUUUUUCUGGAGCAUCUGGAGGUUUACGUUCUUCAGUUGCAUCGAUGCCAUGCAGCAGAAGUUUAUGCUGAAGAUGAAGCGUACCUGA
Molecule: messenger RNA, 2166 nt
Organism: Triticum turgidum subsp. durum (durum wheat)
Lineage: Eukaryota; Viridiplantae; Streptophyta; Magnoliopsida; Poales; Poaceae
Source: the annotation of a GenBank genome assembly